Messenger RNA from Pseudogymnoascus destructans, 1134 nucleotides. RefSeq lists its product as uncharacterized. The transcript is spliced from 4 exons. The record is from RefSeq and is a predicted model, not a curated record. Gene Ontology annotation, biological process: carbohydrate metabolic process. Gene Ontology annotation, molecular function: chitin binding; hydrolase activity, acting on carbon-nitrogen (but not peptide) bonds. The coding region runs from base 1 to 1134 and encodes 377 amino acids. NCBI's taxonomy places the organism in Eukaryota, Fungi, Ascomycota, Leotiomycetes, Thelebolales, Thelebolaceae.
AUGCAUCCUGCCACGGUUUUGCUUGCGGCUAUUGCCGCAGUUGCCCUUCCUCACAAUUUCGACCACUUCGAAUCCAACGAGACCAUAGACUCGACCCCAGGAACAGAAUAUAACAAUACAUGGGACGCAUCCAACGGAAGCACGGUCAGCAAUGGAACAUAUACUUCUCAAAGAAACCGAGUAAACGUGCACAUGGCCACAGUUGGCUUUGAUUAUGGACGUUGUGGAUCUGGGUUUGGUGGCUGCGAGAUUGGUUCUUGCUGCUCUGAUUAUGGUUAUUGUGGCAUCCAAGAGCCGUACUGCGGAGACCGUAACAGCACCAAGUUCCAGAACUCAGGCACCCUCUAUCCCCCGCAUACCAGCGCCAAUAUACACAAACGGUCAAUGGGUCCUACGACCUCGAUAAUUCCCAGACGCAAGGUCGGGUCUGUUCCAUAUGCAGGAAGUGGAGAGAUUCGGCACUGUACCGAGAUGGGUGUUGUCGCUUUAACAUUUGAUGAUGGCCCAUCUGCGUAUACCGAUGACUUGCUGGAUCUCUUAGACGAGUACGGCGCCAAGGCGACAUUCUUCAUCACUGGUAAUAAUAAUGGCGUACAUGAAAUCGACGACUGCUCGACCGGUUAUCCAGCUAUCAUCAAGAGGAUGUAUAACUCAGGUCAUCAAAUUGCCAGUCACACCUGGGGGCAUCCUGACCUCAGCGGGGUAAAUGAAGAUGAAUUCGACAGACAAAUGUACCGGAACGAAAUGGCCAUCCGCAAUAUCCUUGGCAUCAUCCCAACCUACAUGAGACCACCAUACAUUUCCUGCGACUACAAUUGCGCUAGGAAGCUCGACGAGAUGGGCUACCACAACAUCUAUUUCGACGUCGACACCGUUGACUAUUGGAACAAUGACGCCGAGUUGAUCCACAACUCGAUGCAUAACGUGGACGCCGCCAUUGCCGCCCCGAGUCAAAGCAGCUUCCUCAUCCUCCAGCAUGAUAUCCAUUACCAUUCGGUAUACUCUCUCACAGAGUACAUCCUCAAGGCAAUGGGCGAAGCUGGAUAUGGCACCUCGGUGACUGUUGGGACCUGCCUUGGCGAUCCUCGUCGAAACUGGUACCGUGACGCCCAGCCGGCCACCGUGAAAUGUUAG